Molecule: messenger RNA, 994 nt
Organism: Menidia menidia (Atlantic silverside)
Lineage: Eukaryota; Metazoa; Chordata; Actinopteri; Atheriniformes; Atherinopsidae
Source: the annotation of a GenBank genome assembly
CUGAGCGGCAGCGCGUGCACGGGGGCCGUUGAUAAGGUGGAGCGAGCGGCCGGCUCCGCGCGCAUAAAAAGCGGCCCCCAUCCCGGGAGCGGGCACCAUUUCAGAGCGGGCACGCGCACCGGGACCAUGCAGAGCUCCAGGCUGCCCAGCGGCGCGCGCCUGUGCGCGCUCCUGCUGCUGCUGACCGCCGGCCAGCGCUGCGCCGGACAGCUGCUGGACGCACAGUCCGAGGAGGAGCUGACCCCCCGGGCCCUGCGGGACUUCUACCCCAAAGGGCCCAACCUGACCAGCGAGAAGCAGCUGCUCGGCGCGCUGCAGGAGGUCCUGGAGAAGCUGCAGGCGAAGCGGCUUCCGUCCUGGGAGAAGAAAUUCGGCCAAGUCCCGACGUGCGACGUCGGGGAGCAGUGCGCCGUGCGUAAAGGCGCGCGGAUCGGGAAGAUGUGCGACUGCCCCCGCGGAGCCUUCUGCAACUUCUUCCUGCUGAAGUGCUUAUGAGCCCGAGGACGUGAAUGUAGCAUCUGGGACGGGGGGGGAGAAGCUGAACCCGGUUCUUCUGGACCUCCUCUGGCGUUUUUCAGCCGGGGAGCGGCCGCCCGCUGGUGUCCGACAUAAAGUCUAUAUUUGGAGAGUAGCCGCAGAUGUUUCAGUGUCUGUGUGAAUGUGGGGGUGAGGAUGUCAUAAACAUGCUAGUUCCUGUAAAUAUGUGUGUUGUGAUGACCCACACUGCACGUGACACGCACCCGGGGACCACGCCCACUCUGUAAAGUCCACCUGGAAAACGUGAUUUCUCGCAUAGACAUAUAUACAUCUAUAUAUCUAUAUAUCUAUACAUAUGUACAUAUAGGUAUAUAUGUGUAUGAUUUCUCGCCUUGUGUCCGGUCUGUUCUGUCUCAGAUGAAUGUUUUGUGUAUGCCUCAUGAGAAUAAACUGUGGAGAAUCUUGUUUUGUAAAGCAGUGGAGUUGCUGUAGAUUCCUUUGAGAGCAAACACACCUG